GGAAUCAGGUUAUUUUAUUGGGCCAAAGGAACUUUGAAGUUUCUCUUUACUGACAAGAAGUUCAAUAAUAUUUAAUGCGAUUUCGCAUAUAGUCUUUUCUUCAUUAAAGUAAGCUGUGUAUUGAUUCUUUUCUUUCAUAAUGUUGUCAAGAGCUAUCGGAAGGUCGUUGCAAACGCCAGCUCUUAGAAAUAGUUCGACGAAUUUCCGAAUAACCUCAUCAACGUCAUGGACUCGGUCGAUGGCGAACAAUCGCCGCCAGCCUAAAAAGCCUACAGAUUAUAAUAGACCUUCGGGUACGCCAACACCAUCCGGUCCAGCUGGGGCACAAGCUGCUUUUACUUCACCAAAAUCAGGUUUGAGUAGUGAUAAAUCUGGUAACCCAGACUUCUCCAAGGCGCAGGAUGAAGUGAGUAAGGGGGCUUCACCACAGAGGAAUACCGUACCACAAUCAGAGGGAGGAGGUGCCGGUGUACCAAACCCAGAUGCAAGGAAAGGUGAAAGCCCAGACUUCUCUGGCAAGCAAAAUGAAUUCGAGACAAUCGCUGUCGACCCCGCACAAGCUGAAUUCGAAAGUAAACCUCUACCAGAUCUCACCCAAGGUAUUCCUUCAACUCUGGACUUUGAGUUGGCAAAUAGAAAAUCGAAAGCAUCGCCAUUGAACCUUACAGAAGCGGCAGAUCCUGAAGAAGAUCCUAGUGGUGGGGGUAAAGGUCGCGGGGAAUUGCCAGCAUCUGCGUAUGUUUCUUCCUCGGAAAGAAAGAGAAACCAAAUGGCCAACUACAUGUAUCUUGCAUUCUUCAUAUCUGCGAUCACUGGUACGGUAUACAUGGGAAGGAAUUGGGAAACAGAGGAAGAGGAAAGACUACAUUCGGAAACUGCUCCAUCUGGAUGGUCACUCACCGGCAUGUGGAAUCGUGUCAGGGCCCGAACCGGAGACCAACUUGGACACUACACUGAGCCAGCUUUUACCAAGUUACUCCCCGAUCCAAGUCCCAUGUUUGAGCGCCCUUAUACUUUAGUUUUAAGUAUGGAGGAUCUUCUAAUUCACAGUGAAUGGACCAGAGAACAUGGUUGGCGACUGGCAAAAAGACCUGGUGUGGAUUAUUUCUUGAGAUAUCUAAGUCAAUAUUACGAAUUGGUCAUCUUCACCACUCAACCAUCUACUUUAGCAGAGCCAGUUAUUCGAAAAUUCGAUCCAUAUCACAUCGUUACUUGGCCGCUUUUCCGAGAGGCAACACUUUAUGAAAACGGUGAAUAUAUCAAGGAUCUUUCAUACCUCAACCGUGAUCUCUCAAAGGUCAUAUUAAUCGAUACUAAAGCACACCACGCAAAGAAGCAACCAGAAAACGCAAUAAUCCUCAAGCCAUGGACAGGUGACGUCCAAGAUAAAGAGCUUGUUUCUUUAAUUCCUUUCCUUGAAUACAUCCCUACAAUGCAAUACGCCGAUGUACGCAAAGCCUUGAAAUCAUUUGAUGGAACACAUAUUCCUACUGAAUUUGCCAAACGUGAGGCAAUUGCAAGAAAGAAGUUCCAAGAACAACUUGCAGAGGAAAGAAAGAAGCAUGGAAAGAGAGGGGGUGGUGUAGGACUACUAGGAAGUGCUUUGGGUAUCAAGCCAGGUGGAAUGAUGGUGACAGAUCCUAACGAACAGAGUCUAGCGGAUGCGCUUGCUCAAGGAAAAAUGUUGCAAGAUCUAGCGAGAGAAAGGGGGCAAAAGAACUACGAGGCAUUUGAUAAGGAAAUUCGCGAGAAUGGAGCAAAAUGGCUGAAGGAAGAAGCCGAGAUGGAGGAGAGAGCCAAAGAAGAGGGACUAAAGGCCAUGAAGAGUGGAAUGACAGGUGGUUGGUGGGGAAGUUCUUCGUCGUAAUGGUUGAUGAAUUAGAGGAUUAAAAUGGACGAGUGUAUAUUUUAUAUGUAUCAUGAAUGAGGCGUCAAAAGGAUUGAAGGACCGACGGCCUCGAAUCUCACCUCUGCAAAUGCGGCCGAGAUUGGAUUGUGGUAUCUCAGUUAUGUUUGAGAUGUAUGGGUCAUGCGAUGUAGAAUCGGCGAUCACGACUCGAAUGUUAUGAUGCAUUUAGGUAGCGUAGCAUGGAAGCUCAAUCUGUACCUGUAUCUGUAUGUACUAUAAAUGUCUGAAUAUUCCCACA
Molecule: messenger RNA, 2147 nt
Organism: Botrytis sinoallii
Lineage: Eukaryota; Fungi; Ascomycota; Leotiomycetes; Helotiales; Sclerotiniaceae
Exons: 2
Coding region: 140-1867 (575 amino acids)
Molecular function (GO): phosphoprotein phosphatase activity
Source: RefSeq, a predicted model, not a curated record